AUGAAGGUCAAGCAACGAUCCGUCUGCCAAACAUGUAGAACACGAAAAUUAGGGUGCGAUGGCAAGCGUCCGGAGUGCAGCCAGUGCGUCCUUACAGGACGACGAUGCGAUGGAUACCAGUCCGAUUGGACGUUUGUAUUGCAGAAUGAUCAUUCUUCGAGGCUGCCAUCCGUGUCAAAGCAGCGAGCUAUCCGGAUGAUGAUGCCUCAAGGGAAACGCGAAGUGAAUGUGCCUCUUUCUCUUUCUAGUCUUCCUAGGAAUCGAUAUCAAGUCACAAGUGCCGGCGUUGAAUCAAGCUUUGUACCGGGGCUAGUCCUAAAUCCUACGCGACCACCGUGGGAUGAUCUCCUGGGACUGGUAGUGGAGUGUUAUAUCCCGGAAGACGAAAUGACCUCUAUAACAGACUUCACUGACAGCAAGCAAUCUCGAAUUUGCGGCUCCUGGCUGGCAAUCCUUCCGAAAAUUCUUGGGAAAUCUGAUCGUGACUGCGUGCUGCGCGCGACCAUAAAGGCUUUGGCAACUUCGAUCCUAUCCCAUAAUCCUCAAAUGGGCGGAUCCGCUCUCGACUCUGUCGAGAGCUAUGACGUGGCGAUUCAAGCCGUUAGGAAAGGGCUUACUGUGUCUGGUUAUGCCUUUCAUGCUGUGUUUAUAGCGGCCAUUAUGUGUAUUGCACUGGCCGAGAUUAUGUUCCCGGACUCUGCCAUAGCUUUUGCAGCUCAUGUCAAUGGAAUAGGGCACUUAUUACAAACUCAAAAUGUGGAGCAGUAUUGUUCAGGGGUGUUCCAUGCGCUAUUUGUCGGCUUCCGUCCUAUACUGAUAGUUGAGGCGUUUCGAUAUCGUCAACCUACAUUUCUUGCUUCUGAUUCUUGGAUUCGCAUACCGUUCUCCGCUCAUAAACCGUCACCCAUGCAAAGCCUUCUUAGCGAGGCAGCCGCUAUUCCGUCUCUCUUACAACAAAUCGACAUGCUACAUGACGAUCCAUGUCAGGGCAGCUCCUAUGGUGUAACCAGAUUGCUCAGAUACCUCAUGGCCGCUCUGAAUAACCUCGAAAAUUGGGAAAUACGCCUCCGAACAGAGAACACGGAACCCCAUUACUGGGCUGUUUCCCUAGACACGCGAGUUACAGAUGCAUCCUCCACUGACAAAUACAUCUGGUUCCCUAACAUCACCAUGGCCAACGUCUACAGUCAUCUCUGGGCAUUCCGCAUCAUUUGCCUAUCUGAAAUCACCAAACUAACAUCUCUAUCCCCUUUAUUUCUUGAUGAAAAUCAAUCAGCGUCGUGGCAAUCUGAUUUCAAUAACACCCAAGAAAAUAUAAUUGCACUUUCGAAACAGAUUUGCAUGAGCAUGGAGUACCUUAUUCAAGACGGAAUGAGACUCUUUGGGCCUGCAUCUACGUUCUUUCCUCUCCAAGCAGCAUAUCGAACAUUCCAAACUGAUAAGCUUCGACAAAGGGAAAGCAUAAUUCGCAUUGAAGGAAUUGUUGAUCGAUUGGUCAAGAAAGGCUUGCAAUCGGCCCCGCAUAUUGUAUUUGAUGGGCGGGACUCUGUACAAACUAUCUAA
Molecule: messenger RNA, 1563 nt
Organism: Aspergillus chevalieri
Lineage: Eukaryota; Fungi; Ascomycota; Eurotiomycetes; Eurotiales; Aspergillaceae
Exons: 4
Coding region: 1-1563 (520 amino acids)
Biological process (GO): regulation of DNA-templated transcription
Molecular function (GO): zinc ion binding; DNA-binding transcription factor activity, RNA polymerase II-specific
Source: RefSeq, a predicted model, not a curated record